AUUUCAAAUAACUGUCAUCCGGUUCGCGUCGUUUUGUAAAUUAAACGACGUAAAUAUGUUGCAUAAACACAUCUUGAAUGUAAAUAAACAAUCGAGUACCCAUUUCAAUUUAGAUUGGAUCAGAUAAAAUUUAUUGUAUAAUAGAAAAUACUCAAAAAACUAAUCAUGAAUUCUUUAAACUCUUUUGGCGAGAGAAUAGAGGAUUAUGAAGUGCAUAAUUUAUUGGGUAAAGGAGGCUUUGCCUCUGUUUACCAAGCGCAAUGCUAUAAAACUCAUAUUGAUGUAGCUAUAAAAAUGAUUGAUAAAAAACUAAUGCAGGCUGCUGGUAUGGUGAAUAGGGUCAGGCAAGAAGUCGCAAUCCAUUCAAGAUUGAAACAUCCUUCGAUUUUGGAAUUGUACACAUUCUUCGAAGAUGCCAAUUAUGUAUAUUUAGUAUUGGAACUCUGUCAUAAUGGGGAAUUGCAGUAUUACAUUAAAAAAAGGGUUUUGACUGAGAGUGAAGCUGGUAACAUUAUGAAACAAGUUGUUGAAGGAAUGAAAUAUUUACAUUCACAUAAUAUAUUACAUAGAGAUAUAUCUUUGUCCAACUUAUUGUUGACUAGAGAUAUGCAAGUGAAAAUUGCUGAUUUUGGUCUAGCGACACAACUCACAAGGGCUGACGAAAAACACAUGACAAUGUGUGGCACUCCGAACUUCAUUUCUCCAGAAGUGGCAUCUAGGGGUUCACACGGACUAGAGGCUGAUGUCUGGGGACUGGGAUGUUUAUUGUAUACCCUACUUGUGGGUAAACCGCCGUUCGAUACACAGGGCGUAAAGAGUACUCUAACCAGAGUAGUGAUGGCUAAUUAUGAAGUACCUAGCCACCUAUCACCGGAGGCCAAAGAUUUAAUUCAUAGUUUAUUACAAAAGAAUCCUAAAGAUCGCAUGAAACUCGAUCAAAUACUUGAACAUCCAUUCAUCAGGAGGGGCCAUGUCAUGUCCUCCCACAUUACCAACGACAGUGGGAUUCACACCAUGUCCAGCAGGAGGGAUAGCGCAUUUAGUGAUAGCAUUCUUCCACAUAGUUAUGCACAGCCUCUAUUUCCAUCAAGACGAGCCAACAGCGAUUGCGCUCCUCCCUCUCACCAUCCUGUCAGGAGGUUGACGCACAGUAUGGAUCAAGUAACCAACGGUGUGCAGAAUUUCGAUUUGGGGCCUCACAAAGACCUAUCCUGCAACAAUGGCUCAUGCCAUAACAGCUGCCGUUCCCAAAACUAUGAAAGAAACAGCCGUUGUAGUUACCAGGAACCCGUGCACCUGUCCUGUCACAAUUCGAACCCAUGCAAUGGACUUGCCAACCAUUACCAACCCUCAGAUCCAGGUGGGAUGAUUUUGGGAGGUCUAACUUCGAACAGAUGUUCCCCCAUGAACUCGCACUGCGCGGACGUUUUCAACGCGCCGAGAUCUUGCCAUGGUCCAAACGUAAAUGAUAUUUAUAACCAGAGAGUGUUGGCAGCUUCCGAUGGUGGAUGUUCGGGGGUGAAGCCUUCUUCCAGGAGUGAUGAGAGAGGCAUGUCAAGACCAGAACUACCAUCACCGCUGUGUUCCCUACGUCUUCAGCCGACCAGACAUCAGACCAAGAACGCCAUACUCAGCAUCCUCGAAGACGGCGAGGUUUGCGUGGAGUUUAUAAAAAAACGGGGCUCUCUAAAGAGAGAAAUGGUCUGCGAGAUUUUGAGGAUUUCUCCGGAUGGAGUGAGAAUAGUCAUAUACGAACCAGACGGGGGCAAGGGAGUCACGCCGUCCGAGUCGCCGGCACCCCUGCCCAAACAGGGGGCCGAUCAAAUCUUCAGCAUAGAGAACUUGCCGGAGAAGCAUUGGAAGAAGUACAUGUACGCCUCCAAAUUCGUCGAUCUGGUCAGGGCGAAAACUCCCAAAGUGACGUGCUAUUGCGAUAGGGCGAAGAGUUUGCUUAUGGAGAAUCUGACAGAUUUUGAGAUGCAUUUCCAUGACGGAGGCAAAGUCGUUCAGUCUUCUGCGGAAGGUAUAGUCUUGACUGAUAGAUCAGGCAAAACUUUCACAUUCAAAAGAACGGAAGAAUGUUCUAACCUCUCCGGAACGUUAGAGUUCAUGUGGAAACAUGCAGUCAAAAUGAAGAAACAUUGUCUCUUAUUGGAAGAAUCCCUUCGCAGGCUGCCUGGUACGAAUUUCCCCAUCAUUGUGGGCCGUAGGCCAUCUUCAGUCGCGGCCAGUGGUAAAGAGAAUUCUCCUAUUGUUGCGCCAUCCUUUGCAUUAUCCAUCAAUUCUACGAAUGGAACGAACGGAGCAACUUCAAGCUUGGGUUGUGGUAAAUCGAGAGAGAAGCAAGUGGCAGUGCCAGGCGUGGGGACAGCGGUGCAAUUACCGAAUGGAGAAGUGAAAGUGAGAUAUCUUGAUGGUUCUCAAAUCUGUGUUGAUGGCAAGAAUCAGAUAAAGUAUCAAGGAGUGGACGGUCAAGUGAUAAGGUUUUCAGAAAAUGAUAAAAUACCUCGUCCGAUAAUGGACAAGCUGCAACAUAUGCCGAAAGUAUUGAAACAUUUAAUGUCUCCAGAUGUCAGUCAGAAAACGCAUUCUUUUAGGUAGUAUUAAGUCUAUAUCAAGGAUUGUUAAUUCAUUGGAAAAAAUAAGUAUAGUAAAAUUGUAUAUAGUUGUUCCAUUUAUAAAUAUAAACAGAGUUUUCCA
This is a messenger RNA of Coccinella septempunctata (seven-spotted ladybird), 2700 nucleotides long. Its product is annotated as serine/threonine-protein kinase PLK4. Gene Ontology annotation, molecular function: protein kinase activity; ATP binding. The coding region runs from base 166 to 2601 and encodes 811 amino acids. The record is from RefSeq and is a predicted model, not a curated record. NCBI's taxonomy places the organism in Eukaryota, Metazoa, Arthropoda, Insecta, Coleoptera, Coccinellidae. Gene Ontology annotation, biological process: protein phosphorylation. The transcript is spliced from 10 exons.